Molecule: messenger RNA, 2265 nt
Organism: Epithele typhae
Lineage: Eukaryota; Fungi; Basidiomycota; Agaricomycetes; Polyporales; Epitheliaceae
Exons: 2
Coding region: 1-2265 (754 amino acids)
Source: RefSeq, a predicted model, not a curated record
AUGGGCGAGCGCGGUAAGACCAAACUUGAACAUCCCGACGGCCCCGGGCCGACGAUCGUCACGACUCGCCGCCAAACCAACUCCACCGCUGCCAUUACCGCCGAACAGCCGAGGCGCACCACAGCGAUUGAGCACACGUCCGGAGAACCGAACGAAUCAAGCACGCGCGGAGGAUACUUCAACUGCUCGCCAGAGAGUGUUGCGCGCAUCGACUCCUCUCUCUCCUCCCCCGCUAUCGCCCUUAACCCGUUCGCCAACUUCCCCAUCACCGACUCGAACUCCAUGUCUACACCUGCGACAAAGAUGCCCCCGCCCCGCGCCAAAACCGCCCCCCGGUUCAAAGGCCGCAAUGUCAAGGACUUCCUUUUCGAGCUGGAAACCAUCGCAGAAAGUGUCGGUGCGAAGCGCGAAGACCUCCCCAAGUGUGUACUCUCGUACUGUGAGUCGGACAUCCGCAACCGUCUUGCCGGCGAGCCCGCCUUCAAGGGGACCAACUGGGCAGCGGCCAAAGCCCUCCUGUUCUCUAUCUUCCGUUUCCGCGACUCUGCCACGCGGUACCCACCUCAACGUCUCCGGUCGUUCGCAGCCAAGAGCCGGAAGAGUCAAACCGUCGACUCGGAAGAAGCCCUCAGCGAAUACCGCCUCUCGUUCAUGAAGUACAGCGGGACAUUGGUCGAAGAGAGUCUCCUCGAGCAGAAAGAGCACGACUACCUGUUCUUCAUCGGCCUUCCAGACUCGCUCCGCAGCUCGAUCGGGUCAACGCUGAAGUCAGUCGUCCUCACUCGCUCUGGCCAGAAGUUCGAGCCCUGGACGAACCCUGCCUCCGUCUCUGAGGUCUGCGCGGCGGUCUCAGAGCACUACGAGUCUUGCAGGAUCGACACGUACCGACGCCGCCGCAAGCGCGCUGCUGUGUCCGACUCCGAAAGCGACAGCUCGGACAGUGCGACAGACUCUUCGGACUCAGAGGAUGCGCCUUACUCGUCUGGAGACGAUGUGGCUUCACCCCCGAAACGCAAAGGCAAGAAGAAGACGCGCCGUGACAGGCUCUCAUCUCACUCUGACUCCGAGGUUCGCUCCACGCGGCGCGGCCACAAGUCCACGCGUAGGGAAGUGAAGGCGCUCCGUCUUCAGCUCGAGCUACUCAAGAAGCAGACUUCCGCGCCGACGCACUCAGACCCGGGCCCUCUCGCGCCUCUCGCAGGCCCUUCUAGCGUGUAUGCAGGGGUGCACGGCACCGGGAACGCUCCCAACCCAUUCGCCGCCGGCUUACCUGCAGGGUACCCCACCGCGUACGCCGCUCAGCCCAAUGGCCCCAACGCCGGUCCUCCUGGUCAACGAGUGUGUUACAUGUGUGGCGGUGUCGAGAACAACGGACUCACCCACCCACUUGGCAUGCGGAACUGUCCGGAGACGACUGCACUCAUACAGGAACGCGUCCUGCAGUACCACCCUGUUACCGGUAUGCUGGAGCGGACGGACAAGGGCUACCUCCCACGCUUCAACCAACUGCCCCAGGGUCUCGCCGCGUGGAUGCGGUCACAGAGCGGUAACGCGCAAGUCCUCGGAGCUACCGCGCGCGCCACCGGUCUCUACCUAGACGAUGAGCCUGCGUUUCCGUAUACAGGCUCCUACGCGUUCCCCGCUGCCGCGUCAUCCUUCCCGGUCACCACCCGUUCGAAGGCAAAGGCGGCAACUUCGCCCUCCAAGACGGUCCGUUUCGAGCCUACGACACUUCCCACUCUCCCUGUUGCUACCCCUGCGUUCCCCCCUUCUGCGCCACCCCCACACUUUCGUAAUACGGAGGAAGGUUUCAUGCAGGAGUACCGUCUGAAGAAGCACCCUGCGACGGUCGAGGAAGUGCCAGAUGCUGACGCGCCUCGGCACCAUACCUUCACACGCACGACCUCAAAGCCGUUCAAGUUCACUUCGGAGGUUCAGCAGAGCGUCGUAGUCGAUGACGUCCACGAUCGACUCCUCGACUCCCCCGUUACCAUGACGCUUCGAGAGGCUCUGGCGCUAGCCCCCAGCCUACAGAAGAAGGUUGCCGCGCUUGUCAAACCCCGUCGGGACUUCUCUGGAUCUGACGUGCCCGCGACUGCUUCGGCCUUCGCCACGGACACCACUCCUGCGUCGUUCAUCGAGGAAGUCCCUGUUACGUCUGAGGGCUUUAUUCCAGCUGGAAUACGACCUAGGCGCCUUGUGGUUACAGUGGCGAUGCUCAGAGCGCUUGCGUGCUAUCGAGCGAGUGCGAGCGACAACGAGUGA